Cinara cedri is the source of this 5963-nucleotide messenger RNA. Lineage: Eukaryota; Metazoa; Arthropoda; Insecta; Hemiptera; Aphididae. The record is from the annotation of a GenBank genome assembly.
ACAAAUUUAAAUCUGCUUUCAGAAUUCUCAUCACUUCACUAUAUCAAUCGGUACGUUGGAAAUAAAAUACGUCUAAAUUCCUACAUCUCAUGUGUGUAAGACAAAGACAGAAACUCGUCGCUUUCAAUCCUCUUUUAGUAGAUACAAAUAUCCACCUAUUCGAGAAAUUGUGACGCGAGCAGUGAUGGGUCACGUCUAGAUAAAAGUUGUGUUCAGAGAAAUUGUGAUUUAAAAAGGGAAAUUUUGAAUUGGUGAAUGGGAAUUUUUAACAUCAUCUAUCACCACUGUACUAAUCCAGAGGGACUGAUUUUUUGUAUACGGAAUCGAGAGCAUAGAUAAGUAAUAGAAUUCGAAUAUUUGAAUAUCGUAUUUAUUCGUUUUUAAUGUUUUUAGUGUCAUGCAAAUUUUAUAAUUUUUUGGACGAAUUAUCAAAUGUACCUACCAUAAUAACUUGGUCAUUGUAACUGUAAUUGCUGUUUAUUAUUUUUUCCCAUUGUUAUAAUUUAUUUUAAAAAAAAAGGAUUUAAUUCAAAUUAGUAAUAUGUUACCUUAGCAACACUAUUGUUUGUUUUUAUCGAACAUUGAUCUAACUCAAUUUUUUUAUAUCCUUUAGUGUGGUAUUAAUUUUUGUUAGUAAAUUGUACGUAUCCAAGUAAGAUGUUUAAAAAUACAUUCCAAAGUGGUUUUUUGUCUAUACUUUAUAGUAUAGGCAGUAAGCCCUUACAACUCUGGGAUAAGACUGUGCGAAAUGGUCACAUCAAACGUAUUACAGACAAUGACAUUCAGUCAUUAGUGUUAGAUAUUGUAGGUACAAACAUUAGUACGACUUACAUUACAUGUCCAGCAGAAAAAACCAAAACUUUGGGUAUCAAAUUACCUUAUUUGAUUAUGAUUGUAAAAAAUAUGAAGAAAUAUUUUACUUUUGAAGUACAGGUAAGAUUAGAAAGAUUCGGGUUAAAUAGCUAUUUUAUAAAAUGUAAAUAAUACAAUGUCCAUUUUUAUAUUUCUGUAGAUUCUUGAUGAUAAAAACAUAAGACGAAGAUUUCGAGCUAGUAACUAUCAAUCAACGACAAGGGUGAAACCAUUUAUUUGUACAAUGCCAAUGCGGCUAGAUGAAGGUUGGAAUCAGAUACAGUUUAAUCUAGCAGAUUUUACUAGACGUGCUUAUGGCACUGGUUAUGUUGAAACAUUAAGGGUACAAUUACAUGCCAACUGUAGAGUCAGAAGAGUUUACUUUAGUGAUAGAUUAUAUUCUGAAGAUGAAUUGCCUGCAGAAUUUAAACUCUUUUUACCUGUUCAAAGUAAAGUAAGUAAACAAUUACAGUGUAAUACAGUGGAAUCUUGAUGAGUCAAAUAAAUCCUGUUCUCUUGUGAAAACCUUGAUUAACCGAAAAGAAAAAUUAUUGAUAACUAACAUUAUGUGUUCUGAAUACAGACAAUUUUUUGGUGUUUUUUUACAAUCAUUUAAUUGGUUUGUGCAUACCAAUAAUUUAAUAUUAUUGUUUUGCUGUGUUUAAUCAUAAUGUAUUUUUCAUUUUAUUCGAUUUAUUGUUACUACAUUCAAUAUUAUCAGUAACGUUUACUAUUGGAAAAAAACAAGAGUCCUUGAAGCAGUAAAGAGUGGAAAGAAAGAAGUAGAAUAUUGCUGAAAAUGUUUAAAAAACGUCCAAAUCAAAUUCAUUUUUUUCUUAAAAUCUUAAAAGGAUUUUUUAUAUUUUUGGAAUGAAAAUCAAUUUUUUUUUUGUUAAUUUAUAGUUUAACUAAAAACAGAUGAAAAAUUUAUUUUUGUUAGUUGAUUUAUUUGUCAUGGUUAAUGUACCUUUUUAAAAUAAUAAAUUACUUUAAAACAAUGUUUAACUGUAAUAAAAACAGAAGUGGAAAUGGGGAAAUGCUGUUUUUAUUUUUUCCAAUAUUGUGCAUAUAUUCUGUCCUAUGAGAGAGCAUGCCGGAUCUACACAUCGUUCGUUGACCGACAGGCUAUUUUAUGUAUUCAAAAUUUUGCCGCCGACAUGUAUACAAGGGUAUACGCAGAGCCGAUCAAAUUUCUUUAUUGCGUGGCUUGCUCUCUUGUGGGGCAAAGUAUAAGUAAAGCUGUGCUGGACAGCUUGUACUAUGCAACUAUGAAUUUAAAAACAUUUAUACCAAUUUAAUUAGGUUCAAAAUUCUAAUAGUUAAAUAAUUCUUUAUAUUGAGGAUUGCCUUAGUCUGCACUUAGUUCAGCAUUUGUCUAGAAUGAAAAGGCCAACUAAAAGUUACUUGGAGGAAAAUUCAAUUUUAUUACAGCAUACAUAUUAACUUAUCGUCCAAAAAAUAUUCUCAACUGUAUGUAAAAUAAAGGUGUGUUUUAACUUGAUUGUAUUCUUAGAUAUCCACAAAUCACCCUCAGAAAUCUGACAAUUGUUUUUCAAGUAAGCUUUCGCAAUGGCAUUUAAUAUUUUAUCAGGGGCGGGUCAUAGUAGUGUGAUACAAUUUUUUUGAAGGGACAGUGGUCUUUCUUAGCCAUUAUAUGUAGUUAAGUACCAAAUCUAUACCUUACCACACCUGUAAAAAUUGACUUCAGCAAUACAGACCAAUAAUAGUAUUUAUAUUACUUAUAAUAUGUUAUACUUGUUAACAAAGUAGAUUUGUUAAAAUAAAUAAUUCUCAUUUUACAACCAUUGUUGUCAAUUGAAAUUUCUUUGGCUAUUAAAUAUUAAUAGAUGUGUACAAUAUCAAAAUCAACACGCUGUAAACACAAGCAUAGAUCGUUGCUGAAAAUAUGUGAUGAGAAUUUCCCUAAGCAUAUUGACUAGAGUAAUGAUCUUAACCUUAUCAAUAUUACUAUAUAAUACAACAUUCAUUCAUUUUUUUUUGUGCCACAAACUGAUACAUUACACGAGGAUGUGACCAAUAACACUAUGUGAAGUUGGUUGCUUGAGGCUUGUGUUCAAUUUAUAGAUUAUUCUCAUCACAUUAGAAUUUCCAGAUUAAGAUGAAAUUUUCCUUCAAUUAUCAUUUUUUAUUAAAAUACUGAAUUUUUUAAAUUAUUUUGUAAGACUGAAACUAUGAUGAUUACUAUUUAAGAUAACAAGUAUAACUGACAAUUGUAAAUUGCAAUAUACAGUGGUUGUCACUUAUUGGACUUACUUUGAGACCAAACUAUUUGAGUCCAAUAACCGAAUAAGUUAAUAAGGCCCCUCAAAAAAUAAUAUAAAUAUGUGAAUAAAUUAAAUAUUUAUUGAGAUAUACUUUAAUAUGAAUAUACAUACUUAAUAGAAUUAAUAAAUUGUAUGUACAUAUUUGUUUAUUGUUCCUAAUUUAUUUUUGAUAGAAAAUUAUCCUGAAUUGAUUAGGUUUUCCAGUCUUCAGUAAUUUUUUUAAGUAAUUCUCGUACGUAGGUCUCAUGUUACUUAAAUACAUAAGAAGCGAUUCUUAAUAAUAAAAUAUUUAGGCAGCACAAAAUGAACACAACACCAUUGCAUAGGUACACUAACUUGGUUAACUGCUUGGUUAAUCAUGAAUAGAUAACUUAAUUUAUCUCCACAAUAACAAGAUACUAGUACAACUAACAUUUGUUAUAUUUUUGUUAUUUAUCUUAUUGUUAAAUUAUCCUAUUAACCGGUGUUGUGAAUCGAACAAAUGGUUUUUUUUUUUUAGGUAUAUUUGUUAAUCUGAACCAACCUAUUUGAGUUCAAUAAGCAAAUGAAUCAAUAAAUCAUCAGUCCAAUAUGUGGCAAACACUGUUUUAAAAUUUAAGUAGGGAGUGUGGCUACAACUUAGCAUGACCUACCACUGUAUCCAUUGUUAUCCAUUAUAUUAUGUUUCUCAACACAAAUGGUACAAAAUUUGUAUACUACAAAUAGAAUUGCUAAUACAUAAUAAUAUAACUUAUGUUUUUAUAUAUAUUUUAUUUUAAUCAGAUAAUUAUUCAGUAUUUAAUUUGUUAUUUUCAGAAAAACAUGACGUUAUACAAAUUGAAAUUAUUAAAUAAAAAUAAAAUUUACUAAUAUGCUUUUAGUAGCUUAAAAAUAAUAUAGUAAUUUAAUUUUCUUCUGGAAUUUCUUUAGUUUCUUCAACAGUUUCACUUUGUUUUAUAUUUUCUUCAACAGUUUCACUUUGUUUUAUAUUUUCUUCAACAGUUUCACUUUGUUUUAUAUUUUCUUCAACAGUUUCACUCUGUUUUUUAGUUUCUUCAACUGAUUCACUCUGUUCAUUAUCAUUUUCAUUGAUAUGAUCAUUUUCAUCAAGUUUUUUUAUUUUUGGAGAUGAACUACUUUCAUUCUUACCUUAACAAUAAAUUUAAAUUAAAUUCUUUAAGUUAUCUAUUCUUAAAACAUUAAAAAGAUUAAAAAGCAAUUUGUUUUCAAUUACUCCAGCCCUAGUUUAAAUAUUUAAAAUCCAAUAUAAAAUAAUAUUAUUAUAUCCAUUACUAUAAUAUAUUCAAUUCAUAGUUUAAACAGAUUUAUAUCUAGUAAACUUUUUAUUGAUUGAUUUGGUAUGGUUAGGGACCGGAAUUAUAUAAGUUGCUAAAUAUAUAAAUUUGCAGAAUAAAAUUACAGAAUAUGCGCAAAAACAUUAAAAAUAUUGCACUUUUGUAGACUAAAAAAAUAAAAUGUAUUUUUAUUAUUUAGUAGAUUUAUGAUCCAUUAACCGCACAAUUAUUUAUUUGCUAAUUAAAAACAGCUUAGCUGUUAACUGUGUUGCAAACGUAUCCAAAUAUGACUAUAAAUAAUUAGAUACUUGAAAAAAAUUUAACUUUAAUGGUAAAUUGUAAACAUAUUAUUUACAUUUUGAAAGAUAAAAUUUACCUAUAAGACAUUGAAUUGAUAAUAAAAUAUUAAUACUAAAUAAUUAUGUCAUUAAAAUGUAAAAAAAAAUGUCCAUGAAAUUGGCUUAAAUUGAUACACUAAAAUAGUGCAUAUUCAAUGAGAACAUGCAAAUGUAUAUAAUUCCGUUCUUUAGGUCCAGAAUAAUUAAUUCUUAAAUUCUACUGUAUUAUUAAAUUAAUUAUUCUUUUGAAAUAAUUAAAUGUAUUGUUAACAUAAAUUCUAUAACAAUUUUUUUUUUUUUAACAUUAGGCACAAAAUAAUUUAAUAAUAAUAACAAAUAUGUAAAUAGGUGUUUUGAUAGAAUAUUUGAAAUAUCAUUAUUUCACUGUUAUUUUAAAAGUUACCAUUUUCACCUUCUGCUGUUCUUUUUUCAGGUAGACCACAGACAGAGAGUAGAUUGAAUUUGAAAAAUCUACCAUAAUCUCUGACUACAGACAAACAGCAUAUUGAUUUCAAUACUUCAACAAUAAUAGUAAUUUUAGCUUGACCAGAUAAAUCCACUGUAUGUUGUCCCAAACUAAACACUUUACCAGCCAAUUCUUCAAUCAACUUAUCACGCGGCACUGAAUUGUUAUAUCUGUGACUAAAAUUUACAGCAUUAAAUAUAUAAUAAGAUUAAUACAGUGAUAAUUUUUUUUUUUACUUGAAUACAAUUGCAAAUGUUGUUGGUUCUGUACUAAAAUGUUUAGCAAAUAAAUCUGUGCACGCUGUUGAUAUGGAUGGUACGGUUGACUAUGAAUAUAAAAAAUAUUAAUGAUGUAAUAGUGUAAAAUAAUGUUAUGGUUGUUCAUUACUUUGCAAGUAACAUCAACUGGGAGCAUGCGUAAAAGAAAUUUUGUCUUCUGAACUUUGGUCUUUUCUAUAUCUUCAAGUAUUUUAUACAUAAGACUACACGGAUCUUCAAUCUAACAAUGAAUUAUCAAUAAAAUGAAAUUUUUAUAAAAUACAUUUUAAUAUUACCAGUAAGAAAUAAUAAUAUGAACAACUUACAGUAGUACUAAUAAAAACACAGUUUCUAACACCUGUAGCCAACGGAGAAAACUUUUUCCAAUCUGAAUUAUCUUUCUUAGACAAGCAUUGUAAUUCACUGUCUAAAGAAUCCAUAAUAUCUGUAGAUUUUUCCACAAUGUUGGUAUUACCUUCCAAUGGUUUCUA